AUGAAGAGGACAGUCAACACCAUCUGGUUUGUUAACCUGGCUGUGGCUGACCUGCUCUGCUGUGUCUCCAUCCCUUUCUCUAUGGCUGAAAUCAUACUGAACCACCACUGGCCCUAUGGAAAGGCUAUGUGCAAGGUUCUCCCUAACGUCAUCGUCCUCAACAUGUUCGCCAGGGUCUUCACUCUGGUCCUUAUCAGUUUGGACCGCUUUGCCCUGGUCAUCCUGCCUGUCUGGGCCCAGAACCACCGGAGCCUCACCCUGGCCUGGCUGCUGUGUGGUCUGGCCUGGGUACUGGCCCUGCUCCUCAGCCUCCCCUCUAUGAUCUACAGAGGAAUAGUAGUCCUUGGAGAUAUGAACACGACACUGUGCACCUAUCACCACCUACUAGACGAAACUGAGGGCAACCAGUCGGCCAUUACAGCUAUCAAAGCCACCCACGUCACCAGGCUAGUGCUCGGCUUCCUCGUCCCCUGUUGGUCAUCGCUGUCUGCUACCUGCUCAUCGGCAGGAGGGUGAGCAGUGGCCGCUUUAAAUCCCAUAGGUCCUUCCGGAUCAUAUUGGGUGUUGUGGCUGUGUUCUUUAUGUGCUGGCUGCCGUAUCACAUCAUAGGGCUGGGGCUGGUGAUGGAGUAUGGAGGGGAGGCCUCGGAAGACAUGGCCCAGGCUCUGGAACCCCUGGCCAUCUCUCUGGCUUACGUCAACAGCUGCCUCAACCCUCUUCUGUAUGUCUUCAUGGGUCAGGACUUCAAGGAGAGGGCCAGGGUGUCUCUUAGGAAAAUAUUUGAGAAUGUAUUCAGCAAGGAUGUGACAAUGCGUUCCUCUGUGUACUCUAAAGGACAGUCAGCUGUCACGGUCCACAAACUCAUCUGA
Coregonus sp. 'balchen' is the source of this 869-nucleotide messenger RNA. Lineage: Eukaryota; Metazoa; Chordata; Actinopteri; Salmoniformes; Salmonidae. The record is from the annotation of a GenBank genome assembly.